AUGUCUGACGCUGAAGGAUUUGAGGUCGUCCAGCACGAUGAGUCGAUUCUCUCAGGCGAGGAGACCGCAGGCACUGCAGGUACUGGGUUGACUGAGUCCUCGCCCAAGUCUAGCAAUGGUGCUACCACGAAGCGAUCGGCUGCUACCACAACUGCUCGCCGCCCUGCCGGUACUGCCUCCAAGGGCACCGCCUCUUCGGCAGCUCGCGCCAGCGGCUCCCUGAGCAAGCCUCCCACCCGUCCUCCCGUCGGAACUGCUAUCAAGAAGCCCUCGGGCACCAUUGCCAAUCAUAGAUCCCAGCCGUCUGUAUCAGAGGAUGAGAAAAGAAGGUCUACCAUGACUUCUGCAGCACGUCGAACCUCGACUGUACCGAGUAGCUUAACCUCUUCGCCUGGAAGAGCUAACACAAAACCGGGAAUGUCUGGCACUACUACUGCAAGGAAGCCUUCGCCAGCAACCAGUACCAUCAGCUCAAGAUCCGGUACCACCACGAAGCCAGCAUCGUCCACAGGCCCCACAUCGACUCGAUCUCCGACGACUAGUCGGGCUGGUCUUGGUAGUAGCACAGAAGCGAGAAAACGAAUGUCUAGCGUUGCUGGGUCAAACAACUCUACAGCGAGACAUAUAGCUCGCCCAUCUACCUCUUCUACGGCCUCUGCAACGGCGAGAGAAAUUGAGGACUUGAAAACCAAGCUUGCCGAGAAAGAGUCAGAAGUUGAGUCAUUAAGAGAGCAGGCUGCUUCUUCUCAAGGCAAAGUGACCGAGCUCGAGGAAAAGAUAAAUUCUGCAACAAAUGGUGUCCAGGGCGCCAAUGAUGCUGCACACCAACACGAGGAGCUGUUGGAGUCUCUGAAGUCGACCCAUGCCUCUGAAAAGGAAACACUGCAUGCGCAGAUCGCUGAAGCCCUCGAGAAGCUCAAGGCCGCCGAGGAGCAAUUGGAGGCUCAUAAAAUGCAGCUAGCUGAGCUGACUACAUCUCAAGGUGGCAAGGACACCGAGAUUAAGAGUCUACAGAGUAAGCUUGAGUCCUUCCAACUUGACAAGGAAGCUGGCACCAAGGCGGCUGAGGAUCAUGCCACUGAGCUGGAAGAACUUCGAAAAUCGUUAGACGAACAGCAUCAAGCCGUCGUCGAGGCUCUCAAGGCCUCGCACGCAGCCGAACUUGAUGGAAGCAAAGCAUCUUCAUCCGAGCAUAACAAGGCCCUCGAGGAACUAAAAGCCGCCAAUGAAUCUCUACAAAAAAGGAUUGACGAGCUCACUUCUUCAACUGAGAACGAAGGCGCUGCUACCACCUCCAAGAUCUCGGCACUAGAAGCUGAACUAGCAGAACUCAAGGCUGCAGCCGAACAAGACAAGGCUGCGUUGGCGGCGUCGCAGGCAGAGUUGGAGGAGGUUAAGACCAAACUCGCAGAGGCCCUCGCUGCCGUCGAUGCUACAAAAGAGGAAUUGGCCAAGAUUCAGACCGAGUUUGCCACCUUGCAGGAGGAACUGGCACAGGCUAAGGAGAAUGCAUCUUCUGGCGCAGAUCUUGCCAGCCAAAUCAAAGAGAUGGAGGAGACAAUUGAAAGGUUGAGGCAAGAGCACAAGGUAUCCGAGGAAACACAUGAGAACCAACUAAAACAAGUCUCUCAAGACUACGAAACAGAAAUUGAAAGCCUGAAAGGUGACGCUUUCUUCAAGCGCAAAUUCCAGGUCCUCGAGGAGGAGCACAGUGAGCUGAGAUCUAAAUUUAACGAGUUGACUAGGACGCAUUCGACGGACGUUGAGAAGCACACGGAGGAGUUGACGGCUUCGAAGGCCGCACAUGAAGCUUCUAUCGAGGCUCUUUCUGCCAAGGAAGCAGAUCACCAAAAGGCGUUAGAUGCAUUGCAAGCCAGCCAUGCCAUGGAGCUAGAAAGUGUUAAGAGUGGCCUCUCCGCCGACAACGAGGCCCAACUAGCUGCACUCGAGUCCUUGAAGGCUAGCCAUGCGCAACAGAUCGAGAUUACCAAGGCGGAGAGUGAAGCAGCGCUCGCCAAGGAACUAGAGGCUAUCAAGGCAGCCCAUGCCGAAGCACUCGAGUCUCAGAAACAUGACUUGGAGACCUUGAUCGCCGAAUUGAAGAUUGCUCAUGCACAAGAGCUUGCCAAUAAGGAAUCUGCUGGUAGCGCCCAUACAGAGCAGUUAGAGGCAAUGAAGGCGACCCUCGGAGAAGUACAUGCAGAGCUCGAGAAAGUCAAGGCUAGCCACGCUGAAGAACUCGCCGCCAAGGAGGCUGACGCGAAUGCCCAAGCGGCCCAACUAGAAGCUAUGAAGGCGGCAGUUGAAGCCGCACAAGCGAAACUCCAGGAGGCUGAGGCUAGUCACGCAGCUGCUAUCGAGGCUGUCAAGGUAGAGAUCGAGGAUGCGCACGCGAUCGAAGUCGAGAAAUUAAUAACCAUGCAAUCCGAGGCCAUCGAAGCCGCGAAGAAUAACGCAUCCGGUGCCCACAAGGAAGCGCUUGAGGCUCUUGAAGUCAAGCAUGCCCAAGCGAUUGAGGACUUGACCAAGGAGCACGAAAGCAAACUCUCCGCCGUAGUUUCCGAUGUUGCCAAACACUCCGCUGCCGCCGCCGAACACGAGGCCGCCCUAGCCACUGCCAAAGAAUCCCUAUCCAAGCUCCAGGAGCAAACCGCGACCCUUGAAACCGAACUGGCCGAGGCCCAAACGAAGAACGCCGAGUUCGCUAAGAUCCAGGAAGAUUAUGAAGACUUGCACCAACGACUCGCAGAGGCUAAGAUGAACAAUGUGGAACUCAUGGCCGAACUCGACGCCCAGAAAAACUGUAAGCCAGACACGUCUCUCGUAGAUUCCCUAAAAACAGAACUCGAUGAAGUUCGAAAAUCCCAUGCCCAAGCUCAGGAAGCAACAGCCAAAGCCUUGGAUGAUCUGGAGCGAUUGCAGAAAGAUUCGAACACGACCAAGGCUGAGCUUGAUGCACUCAAAGAACAACUAGAGGCAGCUAAGCAAGAUGUCCUCAUUGCGCAAAAAGACCUCGAAGCACAUAAAAACGAUGCGGAUGCUAAGCUAAAAAACCAGGAAGCCGAUUAUAAGGACAUGUAUGACAAUCUCAGCACCAUAGCCGAAGAAGAGCAGAAGAAGAGAGAGAAAGUCGAAAAAGAUACUGCUGAGAUCAAAUCGAGAUGGGCGGAGAUGGAAGCACAGUUGAGGGUUAAGGACGCAGAAAUCGCCGAAGCACUCGCCAAGGUCGCAUCUCAGAUGACGGACAAGAAAGGCCUUGCGGCAAGUAGAUUUGCGGACAAUGGCAUCGAUUCGGAAGCUUCUGCGGCGGCAGGUGAGGAGCCUGAUCAUUCCUCGGCUGCGAUAAGCGCGGUGCGCAGUACCCCUUUAUUACCAAUUUCACUUGCUAGUGGCAAGACCCCUCGGAUUUCAAACAUAUUUACCAAUCUUGUCCGCUAA
Messenger RNA from Hypoxylon fragiforme, 3438 nucleotides. RefSeq lists its product as uncharacterized. The transcript has 2 exons. Lineage: Eukaryota; Fungi; Ascomycota; Sordariomycetes; Xylariales; Hypoxylaceae. The coding region runs from base 1 to 3438 and encodes 1145 amino acids. The record is from RefSeq and is a predicted model, not a curated record.